CCGCAGAGAGACAGCUGAUGUGCCGACUCUUCUUCCGCACCUUCUAUGCCGACCUGCUCUUGAAUACACGCUGACGAGAACACAGUCGGACAUUAUUUUUUUAAUUUAAGAAACACAGUGGAAAAUGUCGCCGUGGGACAGACUGCCGCUGCUGUGGGCUUUUCUGCAGGCUGUGCUCGUCGUGGCGUUGUGUUUCACCGACAUGGAAACGGGGCCUGGCGCAGGUGUAUCGACGCAGCCGAACGGAGAUCGCUUCAAAAUCGAGGGCAGAGCGAUUGUUCCGGGGAUUAAAACGCAAGACUGGGUGUCCUCUGCCAGAAUCCUAGUGGAAGGCGAGGAAUACGUGGGAUUUGUCAGAACUGAUGGAAGCUUUGCAGUGAAUGACGUACCUUCAGGAUCCUAUGUUGUGGAAAUCGUCAGCCCUAACUACAGAUUUGAACCAGUACGCGUUGACAUCACAUCCAAGGGCAAAAUGAGGGCUCGUCUUGUGAACUACAUCAAGCCUUCUGAAGUCAUUCGUCAGCCGUAUCCUCUGCAAGUCAGAGCCAAUGGUCCUCACAGCUACUUCAUGAAGAGAGAAACCUGGGGCUGGACAGACUUCCUCAUGAACCCAAUGGUUAUGAUGAUGGUUCUGCCCCUGCUCAUCAUCGUUCUGCUGCCCAAGGUUGUCAACACCAACGACCCAGAGAUGAGAAAGGAAAUGGAGCAGUCCAUGAACAUGCUGAACCCCAACCCCGAGCUUCCAGACGUCUCCGAGCUCAUGACCAAGCUCUUCUCCGGCUCCAAGGGCUCCAGCAAGGCGAGCAGCAGCAGCAAGGGCACCAGGCCGGCUGUGAAGAGGAGGUAGUACUGCACGUGCCCCCUCCAUCUGCCUGAUGAAGCUCGGGUUACGCCAUGGAAGAAAGAUUUUUAAGUGUCAUCCCACCCCCCCACCCCCUCCUCCCCCCUCUGGGUCUAUUGUACAGUUUUCUUUAAUAAUAGAUGUUUUGAGCACAUCUUGAUUUCUAAUAUGCUGUCGGAAAGGAUGGAAAAAAAAAAAACCCGAGAUGUUUUUCUUACUGCAGUGAUAGAAAACUCUUAAACCCUGCAAACGCUGUUAUCCUUUAUUUGCUAUUUCUUCUCUAUGUGGUUCUACUACUCAUCAUCAAUUAUUUUCCUGCUCUAACCCUUCCGGUGUACAUUUUUUCCACUGCUGCUGACCUGACAGAGAAAAUAUAUUCAGAGAUUUUCUUGGUUCUUUUUUUUUUUUGGAUAUCAGUAAUAUGACUGUGAAUGAAGAUGCAUUGAAUUUUAAGACCGAUACAUUCUUAUUUAAAAAAAAAAAAAAAGGCUAGAUUAAUAAAUUGAAUGGUAUAUAACGACUGUGUUUUUAUUUCUGAUCAUCUUGUUUGUUUGAGAGUGAACACAUGGCCUUCUCAUUUGAGUUAAAGAGAUACAUACUGUACAUUAUGUGCCUACGGUGUAUAAACUACAACGGUGAUCACGGGCAGGUUAAAGGAGGGGCGAGCUGUGUGGUUGCUUUUGAGAUACUUGGUUAGAUUUUAAGAAAGCAGACAGUAAGAAAUCGAUAUGCAAGUCUUAAUAUAUUGUGUUUGUUAUUAAUGUCCUCAGAUGCUGAAAAGUGUGACUAAUAAAUGACAUUUUACAAAAA
Molecule: messenger RNA, 1651 nt
Organism: Labrus mixtus (cuckoo wrasse)
Lineage: Eukaryota; Metazoa; Chordata; Actinopteri; Labriformes; Labridae
Gene: emc7b
Product: ER membrane protein complex subunit 7b
Exons: 5
Coding region: 125-847 (240 amino acids)
Cellular component (GO): EMC complex
Molecular function (GO): carbohydrate binding
Source: RefSeq, a predicted model, not a curated record